This is a messenger RNA of Lycium ferocissimum, 405 nucleotides long. RefSeq names its product eukaryotic peptide chain release factor GTP-binding subunit-like. The transcript has a single exon. The record is from RefSeq and is a predicted model, not a curated record. Lineage: Eukaryota; Viridiplantae; Streptophyta; Magnoliopsida; Solanales; Solanaceae. Bases 1 to 405 code for a protein of 134 amino acids.
AUGUACCAUGCUCAAGAUGGUCCGUUCCACGAAGGGCCCUCUAUGCAUAUUGAAGAUGCUAAUUAUGUAAAUAACUCUCAAGGGAGUUACCAAAGACCGAACUACCAAGGUGGUUAUCAGAGUCAGAAUCAGUGGAGACCUCAGCAAGGUCAGGGUGCUUAUCACAACUCUAGGAACUAUAACAAUAGCUAUGGUGGUGCGAACCAAGGGAGCUACAACAACAGCAACAACUUUGGGAACAAGAGUUCAAAUCCUUAUAUACCACCGAAAGGGCAGUCAACAGAGCAAGGUAAUUCGAAGGUUGAAUCAAUGCUUGAGAAGAUUCUUGCAAAUCAAUCUAAGUCUGAGAGGAAUUUAUCUGGGCUGACAGAGACAGUGGGUUCCUAUACAGCGGCUAUUCAGUAG